This is a messenger RNA of Lates calcarifer (barramundi perch), 1810 nucleotides long. RefSeq names its product arf-GAP with coiled-coil, ANK repeat and PH domain-containing protein 3-like. Lineage: Eukaryota; Metazoa; Chordata; Actinopteri; Centropomidae. Gene Ontology annotation, molecular function: GTPase activator activity; protein binding. The record is from RefSeq and is a predicted model, not a curated record. Gene Ontology annotation, cellular component: cytoplasm.
GGUCGGUUAGCAACAACAACAACAGCAGGAUGUUGGGACAGCUGUCAGACUGAAAACUCACCAAACUGCGUUUUAUUCACGCUUUUAAUUAAACUGCGUCAACAUGCGUGGCGCGCAGGAGCGCGUGCACGGCGCCUGAUCGUUCUUCCGGUCCCCCGGUUCACGGACUUAGUUUAAAAUGAGGAGAGAGAUGAAUCAUCGCAGAGAGAGCAGGUCCGCCGCUGCUGCUGCGGAGCUAACGGGCUAACGGGCUAACCGUCAGGAUGAAGAGGCUUUAAUAAACUUUAUCAACACGUGCACUCGGUGACAGCAACAGUCAGGUAACAUGGAGUCACUGCUGGACUUUGAGGAGUGUGUCAAAGACUCACCUGAGUUCAGACUGAACCUGGAUCAGUUUGAGACGGAGGUUUCAGUGCUGGAGUCUCACCUGGACAAGGUGAUGAAGCUGUGCAGUAAGAUGGUGGAGGCGGGACAAGCAUACAGUUCAGCCAAUCAGCUGUUCCUGAGCGGCCUGGCUGAGCUCUCCAUGUACCAGAAGAAGGACAGCGUCAUCACUAACUGUCUGAACCAGUUUAACCAGGGCCUGCAGGAGAUGGUCAGCUUUCACACUAUGUUGUUUGAUCAGACUCAGAGAGCGAUCAGCCACCAGCUGACCAACCUGUGUACACAGUUCCUCCCUCCGCUGGCAGAGACCAGGAAGGAGUUCCUCCGGAUCGGGGAGGACCUGGAGACGGCGGCGGUGAAAAACGCUCAGGUGUCUCGGCACAAAGCCGGCGACGCCGAGAGGGCGAGUCACCUGCUGCUCGCCACGCGUAAAUGUUACCAACACUUCGCCCUGGAUUACUGUCUGCAGCUCAACACCUUCAGGGCUCAGCAGAAGGUCGACAUCCUAAAACUCUGUGAGUUUAUUGAACUGGACUUUUCUGAAGUGGUUUUCUCCUUCGUCCACGCUCAGUUCACCUUCUUCCACCAAGGCUUCGACCUGCUCAGAGACCUGGAGCCCACCAUGAAGACCAUGGCUGCACAGUUGUCCCAGCUGUCGGCUGACUGCGCUGCUGAGAGGAAAGACCUGGAGAACAAACACCUGCUGGUUCAGCAGAGAGAUGCCUCAGGUGAGCCGAUGGUCAGCCCGUGUCCUGGCAGUGAUGACAUCAUCCAGGGUUACCUGUUCAAACGGUCCAGGAGGAAAUCCAAAACCUGGAAGAGGUGCUGGUUUUCCAUCAGAGACAAUCAGCUCAUUUACAGGAAGUCACACAAGGAGGAGGCUGUGGUUCUGUUUGAGGAUCUCAGACUCUGUGCUGUCAAAUCCCUCGAACACAUCGACCGACGUUUCUGCUUCGAGCUGCUCUCUGUGCAGAAGUGUUGUGCUCUUCAGGCGGACUCGGAGCAGUUGAAGCAGGUGUGGCUCAGCGCUCUUCAGGGCAGUAUUGACCUGGCGUACAGAGAGCGAGCCGGCGCUCCGCUCGCUCAGCCUAAAGCCCCCCCUCCCCUGUGCGGCGGCUCUCCGGGCCCCCCCCCUCAGAGGCAGGCGGCCCUGGGUGUCGCCCUGAGGGGCCCUGGGAACCAACGGUGCUGCGACUGCGGUGAGGAGGAGCCUCGCUGGGCCUCCAUCAACCUGGGAGUCACCAUGUGCAUCGAGUGCUCGGGCAUCCACAGGAGUCUGGGUGUUCACCUGUCUAAGGUGCGAUCUCUCACUCUGGACUCAUGGGAGGCUGAGCAGCUGAAGCUCCUGUGUGUUUUGGGGAAUGACGUUAUGAACCGGAUCUACGAGGCUCGAUGUUCAGACGAAGGACGAGUCAAACCUUCAGCC